Molecule: messenger RNA, 774 nt
Organism: Parathielavia appendiculata
Lineage: Eukaryota; Fungi; Ascomycota; Sordariomycetes; Sordariales; Chaetomiaceae
Exons: 1
Coding region: 420-686 (88 amino acids)
Source: RefSeq, a predicted model, not a curated record
UUAGGUUUAGCACAUGGAUUUGUGUCAAGUGGAUUGUUUAUAUGUGCAGGAGGAGUACUUUAUGAUAGAUCAGGUACUAGAUUAAUUUACUAUUAUAAAGGAACUGCUCAGGUAAUGCCUUUAUUUUCCAUACUUUUUUUCAUUCUGUCUUUAGGUAACUGUGGAGUACCUUUAACUUUAAAUUUUGUAGGGGAGUUUAUGUCUCUUUAUGGUACAUUUGAAAGAUUACCUGAAUGACCCGAGUUGAAACUUGACUGAUAGGUUGAAGCCAUCUUCAGUCUUCUGUCAAGACUUCGGUAACGGCGAUCGAUGCUUUCCUUCCAGUUGAACAAGCAGGACGAAAGUGUGAGCAACUGUCUCUUUCGAUUAGCCGUUGGUCGUCAUUCAACGAAUGUUGAAAGGAGAGAAGGGAAACAGGGAUGGAAAAUCACCCGUUUCACCGGUACUGCAUGCUCCAACCGUGGAAAACUAGCAUCUCCAGAAAUGGUGUAAAUGAACCGAAGGAAAGGGCAGAAACAGGGGCGAAAGGAGGUGAAAAUAGAAGGGAGGAAAAGGAGAAAAAGAAAGGAGGGGAAAAAAGAGGAGAAAGGAAGGAACCAAAAGGAGGGAAAAGAGGAGGAAAGACGGAGCGGAAAAGGAGGAAAAAGAAGGAGGAGGGAGAAGGAAACAAAAAGAGGAGGAAAUAAGGAGGAUAAAGAAAGCCGAGCUUCGCCUUUGGAUGCGAGAAACAAAGUGUAAUGAGAAAGUUUGGUGGGCUGCAUCAUAAGGUUCGAG